Grammomys surdaster is the source of this 1262-nucleotide messenger RNA. RefSeq names its product acidic leucine-rich nuclear phosphoprotein 32-related protein 2-like. The transcript has 8 exons. Gene Ontology annotation, molecular function: protein binding. NCBI's taxonomy places the organism in Eukaryota, Metazoa, Chordata, Mammalia, Rodentia, Muridae. Bases 687 to 1184 code for a protein of 165 amino acids. The record is from RefSeq and is a predicted model, not a curated record.
AACUCUUAGGAGUAUCGUUUAACUCUUCUAUUGAUCAAGUUUGUGCUUAUAAUUUGCUCUUAUUUUAAACAAAGGUACUUAUUUUUAGGAUAGCAAAACAGACACAAACAUACUUUAAACACAUCAUUUCCUUCAGCUCCUCAGAUCGAACCACAAGUAGACAGGAGACCUGUCUGUCUAUCACAUCAUACUGCUCUGGUCUCAGGCAGCCUCAAAUCCAUUCAGCUCUUUCAAGGAACAGAACAUGUCCUUCACGUUCAGAUUCUGGAAUAUCAUCCUUGCUUCCAUCAGAUUCUUGCAAAUACCUCACGUGGUACAAUAUAGAACAGCAUGAGAUUCAAGGUAGUCAGCUACAUUGCCCAAGAAUAAGAAAAGGUAUGCAAAGAGCUGAAGGUCAGUACCUGAAGAUCCUUUCUCUAUAGUCUCUGGGCUCCUUUCCACCCACCUUAAGAUCUGAAGCAGAACAAUCUUUCUUAACAUUGAGAAUUGUGAACAAACCUUAUUUGGAGGAGAAUAUUGGAGAACAGUAGAAAAUUGCUUUGGAAAUACAAAUUAGGGACCCUCUGAAGAAUGGUUACUUUCCAGACAGGUGGGGUGCACCUUGCCUUCAAAGAAAAGAGUACUUUUGAAAAACGAAUGGAAAAUGUGGUUGCAGGAAAACUGGGAAGACUGCAAGCUGUGUGGAAAUGAUUACACGAAGCUUGAGGAUUUUAGGAUAUAGAGAGAUGAAGAAAUUGAACAUUUCAUUUCAGGAUUUGGGGGACCCUAACCAAGUUGAAAAUUUUAACAGAAUUCUUAGAAGACUGAUUCGAGUUGAAACACUUUGGUUGGUGGAUAAUUCACUCGUUGAUUUAAGUGCCAUAAGAUUGCCAAGCUGCAGAGUUUUAAAUAUGAGCAAAAACUAUCUCACAUCUUUCAAACAACUACCAAAGAUACCUCAGAUACAACAUUUAUCACUGGCUGAAAACCACAUUGAAACACUGGCUGGCCUCUCCAGUUUAAGGUACACACCACUGGAAUCCCUCACCUUGAAGAGGAACCCCUGUGAAUUUCACCAAAACUACAGGAAGCAAGUGUUCUUGUGUUUGCCAAACUUAAAGAUUCUGGAUGGGAUCUUGAAGUUACCAGAAGAUUGUGCUCCUCAAGAGGAUAAUAUUUUUUCCAAAUUGUGUAUUUUAUCAUAACAAACUCUGCAUAGAAAGAAAACAGUUACUGUUAUUGACAGAAACCUAAAAAUAAAAGGAAUGCAUCCUUAUAUACUA